This is a messenger RNA of Aspergillus versicolor CBS 583.65, 192 nucleotides long. RefSeq lists its product as uncharacterized. Gene Ontology annotation, biological process: respiratory electron transport chain. The record is from RefSeq and is a predicted model, not a curated record. Bases 1 to 192 code for a protein of 63 amino acids. Lineage: Eukaryota; Fungi; Ascomycota; Eurotiomycetes; Eurotiales; Aspergillaceae. The transcript has 2 exons. Gene Ontology annotation, cellular component: mitochondrion.
AUGGGCCGCGAGUAUCCAUUAGGCUACGAAUAUUUUCGGACAAGAUUACAUCGUGCAUUUUCAAGCCAAGCAAAACUUCAGAAUGAUGAUGAAAUUAGGAAAGGGAUAGCGAGGGCUGAAUUCGUUAAGAAAGGUUUGUACUAUGUCAAACGAUACCGUGCGUUGAAGCAACGCUAUGAAGAAAACAGAUAA